Messenger RNA from Paramecium tetraurelia, 4515 nucleotides. RefSeq lists its product as uncharacterized. The transcript has 4 exons. The record is from RefSeq and is a predicted model, not a curated record. NCBI's taxonomy places the organism in Eukaryota, Ciliophora, Oligohymenophorea, Peniculida, Parameciidae.
AUGGAUUAACUUAAAAUUGAAAACUUAAUUUCAGAAAAUUCAAACUUAUUUCAAAUAUCGACCAACGCACUUUUUUUUAAUUUGAUUAUUGAAAUGACCAAUUUAGCUAUUUCUAAUCUUUAAAGACAAGAUAAUCUCAAUUAUUAGAACUUUAUAUUUUACAUCAGACAUUGUUUUCACUGUCAUGUAAAUUAAAUUGAAAUUAAAAAUAUCAACAAUAUUACAACGUUCUUUUUUCUUGAAAGCAAUAUCAUUUUAAUAGAAAAUUUUAAAUUUUACUAAGAUGUUAAAAAGAAUUAAGUACAUUAUUCCUAAUUAUGUAGAUAAUAUUAGCUUUUAUAAAAAUAACUUAUCUAUAUACAAGGGUUUAGUUAAUUUAAAUUAUAGAAUGGGGAAAUAAUUGACUCGUAAUUAAUCGAUUCAAAAGUAAUUGAAAUUACAUCAACUUUGUAAGAUUAAAUUAAUAGUAAAGAAACUAUUGAAAUAAAAGAUAUAUUUUUUAAAAGGAAUAUCAUAUAAUAGAAUUAAUAGAGCAUGCUAUCGUUAUUAGGAAUAUACUCAGAAAACAAGUAGUUAAUAAUCAUCUAAAAUUUGUCAUUUGUUAACAAUUUCUUCCAUUAAUAUGAAGAUGACCCAAAUGAAAAUUCGGCUGGUUUAAUUAACAUUCAUUCUACUUAAGGUGAAUUAUAGUUAUCGAAUAUAUUUUGUCAGGAAAAUGCUAUUACAAACUCAUCAACUUCCUUUAUCUAUAUUAUUUCAAAGUCCAUCAGCCUUAAAAACUAUAUAAUUAAUAAUCAUAAUAUAAUCAAUUAAUAAUUAUGGAGUGAAUUCUACAAACUAGAGCUUGAUCAGUAAUAUAAUCAAGAUCAAAUUAACCAAAUCAUAUCAUAGAUUUAUCCAAUAAAUGUUAAAGGUGGUGCUGCUAAAAUAAUUACUGAGCAAUUAGUGUGUACAAAUUCAACUUUUCAAAAUAUUAUGGCUCAAACUAGCUCAAUCUUUGAAAUUCGAACAUUAGGUUUAGGUGUUGUCAAAUUUAACAACAUUUCUAGUAAUCUAAUAUUUAAUAUUAAAAGAGACAGCAAUGAUAAUUCUGGUUGUAUUAACAUUAAUUCUUAAAACAGUAAUCUAGAUUUAGAAUUAAUCAAUUCAAGCUUUAGAAAUGUAUAGAAUGGAAUGAGCACAGUAAUAUUAACUGUUAAACCAUCACAAAGAAAAACCAUUAUAUAACUUCGGCAAAUAUAAAUUAUAAAUUGUUUUUCAUUCUUAAACUAAAUCUUUUAAAUAGAAUUUUCAACUUACAACAAUUAAAAAUUAAAUUAAUUAUCAAUUAUAAACAUGACUGUUAUCUUUGAUGAAGAAGAAUGGAUUAUUUAUUUAUCAAAAUUUUAAGAGCUAAGUCAAACUGAUAUUGCAUAAAUUACUGAUGAUAAUUCAAUAUUUAAUAUAGUUGGAGGUUAGAUUUAAAUCGAUCAUUUUUUUAUACAAGGUAUUAUCAUAUCACCAAUUUUUAAAAUACUAAACGCCUUGAAAUUAAAAAUAAGGUAUUGUUAUAUAAAUGAUCUGUAAUCCUUCUAUCCUUAAUAACUUAUUAUUAUAAAUUAAUAAUCAAAUUCUACGGUUUUAAUGGAAAAAAUAGAAAUUUAAAGAUAUUCAAUCUACCAAUUAAACAUGGAAUAAUAUUAAAUUUAAAAGUCCCCGUUGUUUAGAGUCGUAGGAUGUUAGCUCUAAUAAUUGUCUUAAUUAACUUAUUUAAAUUCUAAAGUAAUUAUAAAUGAAAACAUUAAAUAAUUGACAAAGUCAACCUAAAAAAUGAGUUAUUCGCUUAUUAAAGUUGUAAGCUCAAAUAGUUAAUCGAAAUUAAUAUUUAAUUAAGUGAAAGUACAUUAAAACAAUUGUUUAAAUUGCACUUAGGGAGUGUUUUAUUUUAGUCUUUCUGACUUUAAGCUUGUUAGAAUUGAUGAGUUUUAGUGUUAUCAAAAUGAAGUUCAAGAAUAUGGAUGCUUAUAUCUAAAAGCAGAUAAAUAGAAUAGUAGUUAAUUGGCAGUGAUAUAGAAUUCUGUAUUCAUUAGAAACAACGGAAGUUAAGGGAGUGGAAUAUAGGUUGAGAAUAUUAAGCUUGUAAUAAGAUAUUGUAAAAUACUUGAAAAUUAUGCACUCAAAACAGGAGGAGGAAUGCAAUUAGAUAUCAAUGACAACGAAUUCCAUAUUUAAUAAUCCAUCUUCAUGUUGAAUAAGGCUAAAGCUGGAGGUGGUAACUUUUUACAAUAAUAAAAUAAUUUAAAUGCAGAAAAUUUUUUAAAUUCUUUUUUGCUUUUUAAUUAUGCAGAAGUAUAUGCAAAUAAUCUAGUUGAAGCUCCAACCCAUUUAAGUAUUUAAAUUAAUCAAAUGGAAAUCCCAUCAGUAUAAUAAUAUUUAGGAGAUAAACCCAUUUCAGCUUCAGUAAUAAAACCGUAUAAUAUUGUUGAAUAAGGUUCAGUAUUAAGGGCCAAACAGCUAAUGAUUCCUAGCGAUUAGUAGAUCAAGAAUUAUAAGAUCUACAUUCCAAAAUUCUCAAUAUUUAGGAGCUAUAUUUAAAUAAUAUCUAUACAUUUUAACAAUCGAUUUAAUGAAAAAAUGGAGAAUUUAUAUAAUUCUUCUUGCUUAAUAGAGGCAACAAUAACAUUUGAAAACAAAAGCGUAGCCUCUAAUGAGAGAACAGUCUAAAGCCUUUUUUAUGAUAAUGAUGUUAAAGUUAUUGAUUUAAGUUCACUCUCCUUCAAGUUUGAUCCUUAUUUUCAAGAUAAUAAAAUUUUAUCAAUUUAAUUAAAUUGUAAGGCUGAUAAUGACGAAUAACCAUUGCAAUACAUCAUUUAUGCUAAAACAUUAAAAUGUUAAUAAGGAGAAUUUUAUGUUGAUAAGGGUUGUUAGGUUUGCUAAUCUAGUUAAGGAUUUUACUCUGUAACAUACAAUGCUACUAAAUGUUCAAUUUUUGACAAAGAAAAAUUUGAAAAUAUUACAUCAAAUAAAAUCAAUCUUUUGGAGGGAUUUUGGAGACCUAAUUAUCUUUCUGAUUAAGCAGAAAAAUGUAUAAAAACAAUAAGUUUUGUACUGGUGGUUGGGAUGUUGGAAAUAAUCUAUGUCUUGAAGGUCAUUUAGGAGGCUUAUGUGAAGAAUGUGAUAAUUUUGAUGUUAGAGGAGAUGGGAUGUUUUAUAGAAACUUAUAGAAUGCUCAAUGUUUUGGAUGUUAAAGAAUGUAAGACAGUAUUAUACCAUUUUUAUUAACUUCCAUAUGGGCUAUAAUCUCUAUUUUAAUAACUUUAAGAAGUAUUGAAAAAUCAAAUAGGUUAUUCUCAUCCCUAAAAAUUAGAUAAAGAUUUAGUAAAAUUAUUUUUAAAUCAUGAAAGUAUUCUUAUCAAAAUGUUGUUGAACUACUUGUGGAUAUUUUCGGUAAUAUUCACUUUCAACACUAAUUUUUCAUUUUCGUUAAAUUUUAUUGAAUUGACAAGCAAUUCUUCAUAUUUUAUGGCGAAUAAUUUAGAUUGCUAUCUAUCUUCAAUGCAAAACGUUGAGAUUAUCUAUAUCAGAAUUAUCACCAUGUUGAUUUUGAUAGCCAUCCAACUAUUAAUUAUUUGGAUUGGGUUUAGUUGUUAUUCUUUAUGUAAAAAUUGGAUUUUUAACAAAAGUAUUAUUUCAAAUACAGUGUUAUAUUUAUAUGUAUCAAAUUAUGCUGCCUUAGUCAAAUAAUUUUGUUCAAUCAUUUCAAAAAGAGACAUUUCAAAUAUUUCCUAUGUUUAAGGAGACGUUUCCCUUAUUUAUGGAACCGAAACUCAUAUAUAAUGGAUGAUGAUGUUUGCAAUUCCAGGUCUCGGAGUUAUUGGGAUCUUAAUUCCCUUUUCUCUAUUUUUUUUAAUGUAUGUUAAUAGGGAUCAAUUAGAUUAAAUUAAGUUAAGAAGGCAUAUUUGUUAUCUAUUUAACGAAUAUAAUUCAGAAAGCUAUUAUUGGGAAUAAAUUAAACUAUCAAAAAAAAUAAUCAUCAUCAUUAUCUUGACAUAUUUUGAAAAUAAUGUAUUAUUAACAGCCUCUCUGCUUGGGUUAUGCUUGCUUUUCUACUAACUCUUAGCAGUAAAAUAGAAGCCAUAUAUUAUUCAAAGUUUGAACUUUUUAGACAUACAAACUGGAUAAAUUUGUUCGAUCUCCAUAUUUAUUAGCGCAGCAAAAUAUGUAUCAGAAAAGGAAAAUGUUACGCCCUUAUCAGUUCUACUUCAAAUUUUUAUAAUUAUUCUAUGCAUCAGAUUAUGUUAUCCAUUUAUUAUCAAUAUUUUUAGAGUCUAUUUUAAGAAAUACAAACUAGCUUCAAUAGAUUUAUUACACAGUAUACUUAGAUCAAUAAAAUCAGAUUUUUUUCUUACUAGAUAUUUGAAUAAUCAAUUAAGAAAGUUAAAUUAUCAAGAGCAGCGUCGAAGAGCUAAUUUUUCUAAAUUAAGAUGCCAUUUAAUAUAAAUAUCAAAGCUUUAAAUAGGACAUCAAAAGUACUGA